AUGCCCAAGGAUAAAGAAAAAUCAAUUAACCCUGCUCAACAGCAGCGCAAGCUAGAGAAGGCCAAAGCGCUGAAGAAAGGAAAGGCCGAAUUACAAGCGCGCCGCAAUGAAAAGCUAGCUCGGCGCAAUCCUAAUAGUAUACAGCGCCAGAUCGACGACCUCAAGGCGCUUGAAGCUGCAGGCGACAUUAAGCCCAGAGAGAAGGCCAUCUUAGCCGACUUAGAAAGAGACCUGAAAGCGGUCAACAAAGCAAGAGAGACACUCGGCGACAAGGCACCCUUUCAGAGUUCUCGGCCACAGAGGAGUGACAUACCUCAAAGUACCCUAGGUAAAAGACACCGCGAUGGGGAGAGAAAGCACAACGAACGCAGAGAAGGUUCGGGGAAUGAGUCCAGCGAUACGGAUGAAUCUGUUCGCAAUAUUCCCUGGCCCGAAGACACCCCACCUCCUAUACCUAACGAAUUCAAGCGCAACAGGCAGAAUCCAACCGUAAACUUUGGAUCUGGAUCACGUACCUACAAUGCCCCUGCUGAACCAGCGCAAGCAAAGACGACCUACGAGAGUGCACCCCAGAUUCGCGAUCUUAAGAAAGAAGCCGUGAGCAGAUUCGUGCCAAAUAUUGUAAAAAGAAAACAAGAAGCCGUUCGAGGCUCUACUGGUCAGUUACUCGAACCAGAAGAGCUGGAUAGACUAGAACAGGAAGGCUAUAUUCAGUCCAAUGUUCCCGGUGGACCGUCCACGCAAGCAGCACAAUCCGUUCCCAAAUUCUCCCAAUAUGCGCCCAAGAACAUAAAUGACCUACAGCGACUCAAGGAUGAAGAGGAAGCCUUCGAGCGCGAGAUGGCCAUGCAAGAUGCUGACCAGGCGGACGAUCCCUUUUACAGAAAGGUGGCGGACGAUCCCGCCGAAGCAGAAGACUCAUUUCAUACAGAAGUGCUUGAGGAACCGGAUGAAUACCAGAACUCAAUCGAAGAAGACGCCAAAGACCCGCAACCAAAUCAAGAACAUGACCCCUACCAGCCGCGGAUUCGAGACUUCGCCAUAGACCCCUUAUCCCGCCCACCCAGUCUCAACGCUUCCUUCCGGAGCGACGCGACAGAAGUCAUUCCCGACGAAGAGCUCGAGGCAUAUCGCCUGACCAUUCCUCCUCGAUCACAACCCACCCCUUCUUUCCUCGAAGCAGUUCGGCUGGACGAGGAAGCAGCCAGAAGAAGCGCCGUACCGCAACCAGAAGCCGUAACCAUCGUCAGGAGGGCGUCGACACCUCCACCUCCUACGAGACAGGUACAGAUGGAGGAGGUCAUAGAUGAGGAUUUAUUAUGA
Molecule: messenger RNA, 1323 nt
Organism: Lithohypha guttulata
Lineage: Eukaryota; Fungi; Ascomycota; Eurotiomycetes; Chaetothyriales; Trichomeriaceae
Exons: 1
Coding region: 1-1323 (440 amino acids)
Biological process (GO): RNA processing
Source: RefSeq, a predicted model, not a curated record